Amoebophrya sp. A25 is the source of this 2189-nucleotide messenger RNA. Lineage: Eukaryota; Dinophyceae; Syndiniales; Amoebophryaceae. The record is from the annotation of a GenBank genome assembly.
GCGACUUGCAAGUGGCGGCGGCGCCGACUACCGACGUUGGUGCAAAGACAACAAGCGACAAGGUCGGGGACAACGGGUGUUUGAGCGAGAGCUUGGACACGAAGUGUGCUACAUUUAUGUGCUAUAAGCUACAUUUUCAUAUAGUCGAGAGCUUGGACACAAAGUGUGCUACAUUUAUGUUCUAAACUACUACAAGUACACUAUUUUCCUUUCGAGGAUUAAAGAGUACUCACUCCGCUUCUAAUCCUCGGACCGUUUAUUCUAUUCGAAGGAGGGUUUGGCCUCGAUGCGUCGACGACGACAAUUGCCGGGCCUCCGUCGCCGUGACAUCCACAUGCAAGAGGACUUGUGUAGUGUAACAGGGAACAAGCUUUCUAUUUAAGGCUACAGCAAUAAAUCCAUCUAGUAUUCGCAAACUAGAUAACUACAUCUUGGCGUGGUUUUUUUUCUAAAAGGGUGGAAAAGAUGCAUCAGGAGUCCCACUUUCUCUUCUUGCUGCAGGAGAAUCAUCGCCUUUUAAAGACAACUUCUCAGGGAGUACUUCGAUUCUCGGAACAUAUUUACAUCUAAGUUCUCAAAGCAGUAAAAUAAAACAACCGGUUAGCUUUUUCCUCUAGAGCCUUAGCCCUUCAAGCAACGCAUUUACAUCUUAGUUCUAAUCUAUGCGAGACCUGCAAUGGACGUUGGGCCAUGUCGCUCGUACGGUAGAAUUUGACGGGCUCAAAACCGAGGUAAUGCGAAAGAAAGCGUUAGCUCAGUUCCGCAUGGCACACGAAAACAUGGACUUGAACCAAAUCUUGAACGAAAUGAAUCGCGCCGAACAAUUAUACCUUGCUUUUGCUGGGGAGAAAGGGAAAGGGUUAUGAAGAUACUAGAUCAUGCCGCCUUUUUAUCGUGAUAAUCUUAUCGCAUGUCUUCCUCGAAGUCAUAAGAGCCAUACCUGUGAUAUAAGGUAGAAUAAGAAGUCAUUGAAGCAGCUAAGUCAAGAGGAGGAGCACGAUGAUGAAACUGAUUGUUGUAGGCUCAUGUACAUUGAUUCAUUUCAUUGUUGUAAUAGUUCUCCAGAUUUCAACUUCUUUCACACUUCUAACAAAAAAGUUGUUAAAGAAUGGGAGCCAUAGCGGAGAGGCGAAAAAGGAGGAGCCGCCAUCAAUGCAGCUGCAAUCAUAAUCAUAAGGGCGAAAAAUGAUCAUAAUUGUUGAGGAUGAGGAGGAGGGGGAUCCAUUGUUGAACCAAAUUAACUCAAGUAUGUCCGCCUUCGCACAGGCAGACGGUUCUUUGCACAGAGAGUGUACACAGGGAGAAGUUUACACAAACAACACCAACAUUUUGCCCUCCUUAAGCUUAUGAUAGAAACCAGUAAGAUUUCAGGUGAAUGAUCACGUCACAAAGAAACCAGUAGUUGUAAAAAGUCACAAAGCAACCAGUAACAGAGAAACCAGUAAAAAGUCUUAAACAAGUCGCCUGAAGUCAAAAGUCACAGAGAAACCAGUAAAAAGUCACAGAGAAACCAGUAAAAAGUCACAACAAAACCGGUAUAAAAACGAGUCAUAUCUGAGUUUGCACCUUCUAGAAUCCAAGUAUUAUGCAUCUUUGUCCUUCUUCUGCGUAUAAUGAUGAUGAUUUUCCAGUAUGAUGAUCUGAAAUUAACUUACUGAGCUAGGAGUAGGACUAGAUGCUUCAUCUAGAUCUACUAUAGACACUAGAGGAGUCUCCUGCUUUGCUGUCAUAUAUUUUGGUACAUCGUACGUUUGGCCGUCGUUUCUCUGAGAUCGGUUUCUGGCUCUACUCGAGCCUGUUUCGUCCCGGACAACGCGGCAUGGCCGUAGAGCCGCGGACCUUUAACCUUGAACCUUGAACCUCGUUUCUCUGAGAUGUGCAUGUCUUUUAGAUUUAGAGUGACACGAACAGUGAACGUCUAGAAUAGUAUUGAAGUGGGUCAUCUUCGUCUUAACGCAGGACAAAGAAUACUAUUUCUAUGAAAAAAAUACGCUCGCUCAUCCUGUAGCCGGAAGUUCUUGUAGGGUUCUGAGACGGAGAAGACUCGUGGAAUGACAAUACCAAUCUCGAAGAAGCAACGCCUACGAUCCGCCUAGUCUCCUGAAGACUAGGAGGAUGUUGAGCGAUGAACACCACAGGGUCUCCUGAAGGCUAGUAGGAUGAACACAGGCGUUUUUCUGGUACAGUGU